AAGAAGAAGAAACAGCAGCAGUAGCAGAAGAAGAAGGCCGGCUGACCGGAGUCUUUCAUUCACGCAAAUCCCUUCAAAAACAUCUCGAUUCUUCAUCCAGCGGACAGUUUGUGAGGCUCUGUAGCCAUGGUGAAAAUCUUUGUGGGGAAUCUUCCCCGGGAAGCUGACGAGGAGGAAAUCAAGGCUCUGUUCACCCAGUACGGCACGGUCACAGAAUGUGCCAUCAUCAAGAACUACGCCUUCGUCCACAUGGACGACCGCAAAGACGCCACCAAGGCCAUCAAGAACCUGCACCUCUUCAAGCUCCACGGCACGCAGAUCAACGUGGAGGCCAGCCACGGGAAGAACCAGGGCUCGGUCAAGCUGCACGUGGCCAACGUGGAGAAGGGAGCGGACGACGAGCUGCGAGCGCUGUUCGAGGAGUACGGCACGGUCACGGAGUGCGCCGUCGUCAAGAACUUCGCCUUCAUACACAUGUCCAACUCCGACGAGGCCAUGGACGCCAUCAAGGGGCUCGACAACAGCGAGUUUCAAGGGAAACGGAUCCACGUGCAGAUUUCCAAGAGCCGGCCCCGACAUGAGGAACGGGAAGAGUACCCCCCUCCUCCGCCCGACCGGCCCGGCUACUGGCCCCCGCACUACCCGGGGGAGAGACCCGAGCCUCCGCCGCCCGGCUACCUGAGGGGCCGCAUGGGCCACAUGCCCCCCGGCUACCCCGCUCCUCCUCUGCCACCCCCUCCCCCUAGGCGCUCUGUUUACCCCGACCGCCCCUACGAGGGCGAGAGGGACCGCUACGGCGUGGUAGAUUACUACGAGAAGUACCGAGCCCGUCCGUACGGCAUGCCCUCCUACGAGGACCAGCGUGUCGGCGCCCCUCCCCCGCCGCCGCCUCCGUCAGCCGUCGUCCGAGACCGUCUCAUGAACUCGUCGCUCGACCCGUAUGAGCGUCGGCCACUGCCCCCCCCUCCUCCGUCCUCGUACUACGGCCGAGAUCGCAGCCCUCUGCGGAGGGCCGGCGCCCCGAUGCCCCCCGCCAGUAACGGCUACUCCUACGAGCGCUCCCGACUCUCCCCGGUAUCCCGGGUCCCUGCAUACGGAGUUCCACGCGCAAGGGACCCCUACGAACGGCUGCCCCCGCCACCGCCUGCACGCUACGCUUAUUGAGCGAGGCCUCAGCAUGUGAAGGAUCGUCGUCCCGCUGCGUCGCCGCCCGCCGCCUCCUGAUGUGCGUGGCGCUAUCCUCUCCCUGUGUGCGGCUCAGCGCGUUAACGUUCCCCUGCGACGCUCACAGGACGAAGCGAGUUGCCGACGCCUCCGUCUGUUUUUUGCUUUUGUUACUUUGGGACAGUUUUUACUCGCAUCCUUUUUCCUCUCCUGAGUGUCUUUAGUCUGUAAUUGUGCUGUAGUGCAAAUUAAGCGUUUUUGUUUUUUA
This is a messenger RNA of Salarias fasciatus (jewelled blenny), 1432 nucleotides long. RefSeq names its product RNA binding motif protein 4.3 (gene rbm4.3). The record is from RefSeq and is a predicted model, not a curated record. Gene Ontology annotation, cellular component: nucleus. Gene Ontology annotation, molecular function: mRNA binding. The transcript has 4 exons. Bases 127 to 1164 code for a protein of 345 amino acids. NCBI's taxonomy places the organism in Eukaryota, Metazoa, Chordata, Actinopteri, Blenniiformes, Blenniidae.